GACGCACCCAGCUUCUCUCUCGUGUGGCGGCCGCUCGUUUCCAAGUUCUCCCGAGACCCGGAGUUGGUCUACUGGGUCCCGCCGCUCUACCUGUCGGGGGAUACGCUCAGAGCCAAAAAACCCGAGGCGACGGAGAUCCGGUCGCCGACGUCGCUGGGGAGGCUGAGGCCCAAGCAGCUGGUCUCCGGAAGGGGAUCACGUGAUCCAACCAGCAGUCGGGCCAACCUCCUGACGGCGAGCGAGGAGACGCUCUACUUCGGAUGGACACCCAAGAAUCCCCUGAACUUCGAAGGCAGCGAGCACUUCUACGAGAAGACGCCGACGAUCUUCCAGAUGCACCGCAACCCCAUGAACUUCCUCGGCCAGGACCAUUUCCGGAAGAGGAACGAUUCCUUUAGCUACGAGCACAAUCGCUACAAGAUGGGCCCCGGGCGCUCCGAGGGACCGAGCACCCCGAGCCAGGCGAGGGGAGGCUCGGCCGUCGCGAGAACGAAUGCGGGAGGCGAUUCCAGUGGGAAGAAAGAGAGUCUCAAAGAUGAAGUAUUUGUAAGCUACCCCGAAGCCACGCAAGCGGCCUUCGACAACCCGCCCGGGUAUCCCGCGGAGAGGAAGACCCCGGCCCGGUGGCCUGACGACAUACAGGACGUCCCCGGGAGCCCCGGGUCGCUGGAGGCCGAUAUCACGGGAUGGACGGCCACCCACACGUACAUGAACGACUCGCACCUCCUCCACAAAAUGGCCGCCAGGAGCCUCACUCCCCAGACGCCGUCGACGAUGGACAGGUAG
Messenger RNA from Penaeus monodon (black tiger shrimp), 786 nucleotides. RefSeq lists its product as uncharacterized. NCBI's taxonomy places the organism in Eukaryota, Metazoa, Arthropoda, Malacostraca, Decapoda, Penaeidae. The record is from RefSeq and is a predicted model, not a curated record.